UGUGCUGGCAUCCUCCAAAAAUCGACACGUGUUCCGGAAGUUGUUGAUCUUAUCAAUUCUCUCGAUGUUUUGAGUUUCGAAACAACUCAAAAUCCAAAUUCCCAAAAUCUAGGGUUAUGCUCCUGUCCGUUUUUGUUUCUUUUCUUAUUUCACUAAGUAAGAUUGCUUCCAGCCUGGUUUCGGGACGUUUUGAGGCCUAAAACUUAUUGCAGUUGAGGGGCUUUUCCGGUGAGUUCCGUCGGGUAUUUUGAAGAGAUGCAACCGAAACCGGGGAGUGGAAAUGAAGUAGAAGCCAAUCCUCAUGUUGUCCCCCAACCGAUGAUGUAUCAUGAACCAUGGUGGCGAAAUAACACAUUCGGUGUGGUACCCCAAGCGAGACCUUCUGGAAUUCCGUCGAAUUCGUCUUCUUUGGAAUGCCCAAAUGGCUCAGAGUCUAACGAUGUCCAGUCAGCGUCUGAAGAUGGUGCACUGAAUGGAGAAAAUGUUGGGACUUAUAAGGAUCAAGCCGCCACUUCGUCACGAUCAGAAAACCGUGGACAGGAUGGGAAUGAGUUGGGCCAUAUGUCAUCAUCUAUGCCUGCCAUGCGUGAUCAGCAGCUUUCACAACCUCCAGAGCUUGUUGGACACUAUAUUGCUUGUGUCUCAAAUCCAUAUCAGGAUCCAUAUUAUGGGGGAAUGAUGGGAGCAUAUGGUCAUCAGCCAUUGGGUUUUCCUCCAUAUAUUGGGAUGCCUGGGGAAAGGACUGCUUUGCUGCUUGACAUGACACAAGAACCUGUUUAUGUGAACGCGAAACAGUACGAGGGAAUUCUAAGACGAAGAAAAGCCCGUGCUAAGGCAGAACUAGAAAGGAAAGCUAUUAAAGACAGAAAGCCAUAUCUUCACGAGUCAAGGCACCGGCAUGCGAUGAGAAGGCCAAGAGCAACUGGAGGACGGUUUGCCAAGAAAUCCGAGGUCAACGGUGCUGCUGAUAAUGCAUCAAGAGAUAGAGUAACUGCAUCUGCUCAAUCCCAAUCUACCACCAACUCAUCGGGUUCUGAACCUGUUCAAACCAAUCCUGUUGAUACCCUGAAUUCUUCAGGGGCAGCAUAACCCAACCCGGCCUCCCUUCCAAUAGGAGGAAGCACAUCUUCUGCGAGGGGGACGGUGGCUUAUAUCUAUCGCUUCCUGGCAAAUCAUUCUUGGCUUUUGGUUUUUCGAUCUUUUUUUUUUCUUUUCAGGAUACGAUAGAGGGAAAUUCACGCAUGCUGAUAAUAUACAAGCGGCUGUUGGCCAAUGUAGUUGCUAUAGGCUGCAGCCUCUGUUUCUAUCAGUCACCUGUAUUUGCAGAUUGUACAGAAGAGAGAGUAUUGAAAACAUAGGUUUAAGUCUCCAUUUCGAGUCUAGAAGAGUGUUAUACUGAUUGAGUUUAUGUGUUAUUACUUUUUUAUGU
Molecule: messenger RNA, 1429 nt
Organism: Tarenaya hassleriana
Lineage: Eukaryota; Viridiplantae; Streptophyta; Magnoliopsida; Brassicales; Cleomaceae
Product: nuclear transcription factor Y subunit A-1-like
Exons: 7
Coding region: 256-1089 (277 amino acids)
Biological process (GO): regulation of transcription by RNA polymerase II
Cellular component (GO): CCAAT-binding factor complex
Molecular function (GO): RNA polymerase II cis-regulatory region sequence-specific DNA binding; DNA-binding transcription factor activity, RNA polymerase II-specific
Source: RefSeq, a predicted model, not a curated record